This is a messenger RNA of Gigantopelta aegis, 5418 nucleotides long. RefSeq names its product mucin-19-like. NCBI's taxonomy places the organism in Eukaryota, Metazoa, Mollusca, Gastropoda, Neomphalida, Peltospiridae. Gene Ontology annotation, molecular function: chitin binding. Gene Ontology annotation, cellular component: extracellular region. The record is from RefSeq and is a predicted model, not a curated record.
AUGAGUGAUUGCAACAUCAGCAACAGUGCAACAUCAGCAACCAGUGCAACAUCAGCCACUAGUGCGACAUCAGCAACUAGUGCAACAUCAGCAACCAGUGCAACAUCAGCAACUAGUCCAACAUCAGCCACUAGUGCAACAUCAAGAACUAGUGCGACAUCAGCCACUAGUGCGACAUCAGCAACUACAACUAGUCCAACAUCAGCCACUAGUGCAACAUCAGCAACUAGUCCAACAUCAGCCACUAGUGCAACAUCAGCCACUAGUGCAACAUCAGCAACUAGUCCAACAUCAGCCACUAGUGCAACAUCAAGAACCAGUGCAACAUCAGCAACCAGUGCAACAUCAGCCACUAGUGCGACAUCAGCAACUAGUGCAACAUCAGCAACCAGUGCAACAUCAGCAACUAGUCCAACAUCAGCCACUAGUGCAACAUCAGCAACUAGUCCAACAUCAGCCACUAGUGCAACAUCAGCCACUAGUGCAACAUCAGCAACUAGUCCAACAUCAGCCACUAGUGCAACAUCAAGAACCAGUGCAACAUCAGCCACUAGUGCGACAUCAGCAACUAGUGCAACAUCAGCAACUAGUCCAACAUCAGCCACUAGUGCAACAUCAGCAACCAGUGCAACAUCAGCCACUAGUGCGACAUCAGCAACUAGUGCAACAUCAGCAACCAGUGAAACAUCAGCAACUAGUCCAACAUCAGCCACUAGUGCAACAUCAAGAACUAGUGCGACAUCAGCCACUAGUGCGACAUCAGCAACUAGUGCGACAUCAGCAACUAGUCCAACAUCAGCAACUAGUCAAACAUCAGCCACUAGUGCAACAUCAGCCACUAGUGCAACAUCAGCAACUAGUCCAACAUCACCCACUAGUGCAACAUCAAGAACCAGUGCAACAUCAGCAACCAGUGCAACAUCAGCCACCAGUGCGACAUCAGCCACUAGUGAGACAUCAGCCACAAGUGCAACAUCAGCCACUAGUGCGACAUCAGCCACUAGUCCAACAUCAGCCACUAGUGCAACAUCAGUCACUAGUGCGACAUCAGCAACUAGUGCGACAUCAGCAACUAGUGCAACAUCAGCAACCAGUGCAACAUCAGCAACUAGUCCAACAUCAGCCACUAGUGCGACAUCAGGCACAAGUGCAACAUCAGCCAAUAGUGCAACAUCAGCAACUAGUGCGACAUCAGCCACUAGUCCAACAUCAGCCACUAGUGCAACAUCAGUCACUAGUGCGACAUCAGCAACUAGUGCAACAUCAGUAACCAGUGUAACAUCAGCCACUAGUCCAACAUCAGCCACUAGUGCGACAUCAGCAACUAGUGCAACAUCAGCAACCAGUGCAACAUCAGCAACUAGUCCAACAUCAGCCACUAGUGCGACAUCACCAACCAGUGCAACAUCAGCCACCAGUCCAACAUCAGCCACUAGUGCGACAUCAGCCACUAGUCCAACAUCAGCCACUAGUGCAACAUCAAGAACUAGUGCAACAUCAGCCACUAGUGCAACAUCAGCCACUAGUGCGACAUCAGGCACAAGUGCAACAUCAGCCACUAGUCCAAUAUCAGCCACUAGCGCGACAUCAGCCACUAGCGCGACAUCAGCAACUAGUGCGACAUCAGCAACCAGUGCAACAUCAGCCACCAGUCCAACAUCAGCCACUAGUGCGACAUCAGCCACUAGUGCAACAUCGGCCACUAGUGCAACAUCAGCAACUAGUCCAACAUCAGCCACUAGUGCAACAUCAAGAACUAGUGCGACAUCAGCAACUAGUGCAAAAUCAGCAACCAGUGCAACAUCAGCAACUAGUCCAACAUCAGCCACUAGUGCAACAUCAAGAACUAGUGUGACAUCAGCCACUAGUGCGACAUCAGCAACUAGUGCAACAUCAGCAACUACAACUAGUCCAACAUCAGCCACUAGUGCAACAUCAGCAACCAGUGCAACAUCAGCCACUAGUGCGACUUCAGCAACUAGUGCAACAUCAGCAACCAGUGAAACAUCAGCAACUAGUCCAACAUCAGCCACUAGUGCAACAUCAAGAACUAGUGCGACAUCAGCCACUAGUGCGACAUCAGCAACUAGUGCGACAUCAGCAACUAGUCCAACAUCAGCAACUAGUCCAACAUCAGCCACUAGUGCAACAUCAGCCACUAGUGCAACAUCAGCAACUAGUCCAACAUCACCCACUAGUGCAACAUCAAGAACCAGUGCAACAUCAGCAACCAGUGCAACAUCAGCCACCAGUGCGACAUCAGCCACUAGUGAGACAUCAGCCACAAGUGCGACAUCAGCCACUAGUGCGACAUCAGCCACUAGUCCAACAUCAGCCACUAGUGCAACAUCAGUCACUAGUGCGACAUCAGCAACUAGUGCGACAUCAGCAACUAGUGCAACAUCAGCAACCAGUGCAACAUCAGCAACUAGUCCAACAUCAGCCACUAGUGCGACAUCAGGCACAAGUGCAACAUCAGCCAAUAGUGCAACAUCAGCCACUAGUGCGACAUCAGCCACUAGUCCAACAUCAGCCACUAGUGCAACAUCAGUCACUAGUGCGACAUCAGCAACUAGUGCAACAUCAGUAACCAGUGUAACAUCAGCCACUAGUCCAACAUCAGCCACUAGUGCGACAUCAGCAACUAGUGCAACAUCAGCAACCAGUGCAACAUCAGCAACUAGUCCAACAUCAGCCACUAGUGCGACAUCACCAACCAGUGCAACAUCAGCCACCAGUCCAACAUCAGCCACUAGUGCGACAUCAGCCACUAGUCCAACAUCAGCCACUAGUGCAACAUCAAGAACUAGUGCAACAUCAGCCACUAGUGCAACAUCAGCCACUAGUGCGACAUCAGGCACAAGUGCAACAUCAGCCACUAGUCCAAUAUCAGCCACUAGCGCGACAUCAGCCACUAGCGCGACAUCAGCAACUAGUGCGACAUCAGCAACCAGUGCAACAUCAGCCACCAGUCCAACAUCAGCCACUAGUGCGACAUCAGCCACUAGUGCAACAUCGGCCACUAGUGCAACAUCAGCAACUAGUCCAACAUCAGCCACUAGUGCAACAUCAAGAACUAGUGCGACAUCAGCAACUAGUGCAAAAUCAGCAACCAGUGCAACAUCAGCAACUAGUCCAACAUCAGCCACUAGUGCAACAUCAAGAACUAGUGUGACAUCAGCCACUAGUGCGACAUCAGCAACUAGUGCAACAUCAGCAACUAGUGCGACAUCAGCAACUAGUCCAACAUCAGCCACUAGUCCAACAUCAGCAACUAGUGCGACAUCACCAACCAGUGCAACAUCACCAACCAGUGCAACAUCAGCCACUAGUGCAACAUCAGCGAUUAGUGCGACAUCAGCAACCAGUGCAACAUCAGCAACCAGUGCGACAUCAGCCACUAGUGCAACAUCAGCCACUAGUCCAACAUCAGCCACUAGUGCAACAUCAAGAACUAGUGCAACAUCAGCAACCAGUGCAACAUCAGCAACCAGUGCAACAUCAGCCGCUAGUGCAACAUCAGCCGCUAGUGCGACAUCAGCAACUAGUGUGACAUCAGCCACUAGUGCAACAUCAGCAACCAGUGCAACAUCAGCAACCAGUGCGACAUCAGCAACCAGUGCAACAUCAGCUACUAGUGCGACAUCAGCCACUAGUCCAACAUCAGCCACUAGUGCGACAUCAGCCACUAGUGCGACAUCAGCAAACAGUGCAACAUCAGCAACCAGUGCAACAUCAGCCACUAGUCCAACAUCAGCAACCAGUGCAACAUCAGCAACUAGUCCAACAUCAGCCACUAGUGCGACAUCAGCAACCAGUGCGACAUCAGCAACUAGUGCGACAUCAGCAACUAGUGCGACAUCAGCAACCAGUGCGACGUCAGCCACCAGUGCAACAUCAGCCACUAGUCCUACAUCAGCCACUAGUCCAACAUCAGGAUCUAGUCCAACAUCAGCCACUAGUCCAACAUCAGCAACUAGCGGUACAUCAGCCACUAGUCUAACGUCAGCCACUAGUGUAACAUCAGCCACUAGUGCAACAUCAGCAAUUAGUGCAACAUCAGCAAUUAGCGCUACAUCAGCAACUAGUCCAACAUCAGUAACCAGUGCAACAUCAGGAACUAGUGCAACAUCAGGAACUAGUGCAGCAUCAGCCACUAGCCCGACAUCAGCCACUAGUCCAACAUCAGCUACUAGUGCAACAUCAGUGACUAGUGCAACAUCAGCAACUAGCGCUAUAUCAGUGACUAGUGCAACAUCAGCAACUAGUGCGACAUCAAGAACUAGUGCAACAUCAGGAACUAGUCCAACAUCAGCAACUAGUCCAACAUCAGCCACUAGUGCAACAUCGGCAACUAGUGCAACAUCGGCAACUAGUGCAACAUCAGCAACUAGUGCGACAUCAAGAACUAGUGCAACAUCAGCAACUAGUGCAACCUCAGCAACAAGUGCAACGUCAGCCACUAGUGCAACGUCAGCCACUAGUGCAACGUCAGCCACUAGUGCAACAUCAGCCACUAGUCCAACAUCAGCCACUAGUCCAACAUCAGCAACUAGUGCAACAUCAGCCACCAGUGCAACAUCAGCAACUAGCGCUACGUCAAAGACAAGUGCAACAUCAGCUCUGCCCUCGACGUGUAUUGAGAAUUGUGACGGACGUCCCAAUGAUCUAUACGCCGACUGCUAUGACUGCGUUAAGUUUUACAUGUGUUUUGAUGGAGUUCAAACGUCGUUCGUUUGUCAGCAAGCUACGCACUUUGAUUUUCAAUUAAAAUUCUGCCAACCAUCGUCUGAUGCUGUAUGCGGAGCAGUAUAUUCUGCCACUAGUCCAACCAGCAUGACAUCUGCGACUAGUGAAGUCAGUGAGACGUCACCCGUGAGCUCGACGAGUGCCACAUCGGCCACAAGUCUUACAUCACCAUCAACGGGCUGUACAAACGACUGUGCUAAUAAGGCAGAUGGUAUCUACGCUGACUGUUACGACUGCACAAAGUUUGUCAUGUGCAUAGGUCAGACAGCAGUUCCACAGAUUUUCCAGUGCUCCCAGGGGAAAAUCUUCAGCAUUCGUACAAAUUCCUGUGAAGAUAUGACCCAAGCUAACGCAGGCAAUUUUCUCAGCAACCUCAGCAACAUCAGCAACGUCUCCAACAUCAGCAACUUCUGCAACAUCAGCAACGUCUCCAACAUCAGCAACUUCUGCAACAUCAGCAACCAGCCCCACAUCGCGUACGAUUCGAGUACUGGUUGUACGAGUGACUGUGUCGACAAGGAGCCCGCGCUGUAUCCAGACUGCUACGACUGCUCGCUUUUCAUCAUGUGCAGCAGCGGCGACGUGUUCUCGUGUCCCGCCGGCACGGAGUUCAGUGUGCGGAUCCGGCUGUGUGUCUCCCCCUCCGACAGCCAAGCGGCCUGCGGGUAA